Messenger RNA from Cyclopterus lumpus (lumpfish), 5626 nucleotides. It is a transcript of the gene ctbp2a, whose product is annotated as C-terminal binding protein 2a. Lineage: Eukaryota; Metazoa; Chordata; Actinopteri; Perciformes; Cyclopteridae. Gene Ontology annotation, molecular function: transcription corepressor activity; oxidoreductase activity, acting on the CH-OH group of donors, NAD or NADP as acceptor; NAD binding. The record is from RefSeq and is a predicted model, not a curated record. The transcript is spliced from 9 exons. Bases 1 to 3582 code for a protein of 1193 amino acids.
AUGCUUGUCCCUAACAAACAGUUGAGUCUUGGUCGCUCCCACAGUUGGGACACAUUAGGGGGGAAUGAGGGUCAGUGGGAGAGGGCUGAGAGUGUCUACGAGCAGCAGGCAAGAGUAGCUGGCCGACGGAGCUCUCUGUCAUACGGAGAGGGAGGAGGGUGGUACGAACCUCCACCAGGAGUGCAUCCCCCUGACCUGGAUUUGAAACGCGACCCGUAUUCCUGCCAAGGCUCUCCGUACGGACAGGUCUACGCAGAGCGACAAGACCCACGGGGGCUGAGGAAGGGCUCUGUGCCGGAUCUGAACCAUUACGAACGAGCGCCAAUGGCUCAUCGAGGAUCCAUUCCGCAUCAGGAUUACUAUUCCCAUGACCCGGCCAUGACUCCGCGGCCACCCGAGGGCUUUUACCGGCCUGAACACCAGCCUCCACCGCCUCACCCUCAUCCACUAAGUCGGUCAGCCUCUCAUUUUGGGAUGGCACCCAGCGCUCGUGCUGUGUGGGAUCAAGGUCAGGGAGGAAGAGCAGGACCUCAAGCCCCUGCAUCGCCUCUACCUCCGCCCCCUCCUCCUCCAACCGCUCAUGAGUUGAGUAUGGGUUACAGGGAACCUGGUGCAGUAACUGCUGCCAAAAUGACGUCGGAUGGCCAACAGCGCAUACCCUCUCGGGAGCCAUCUCCUGCACACUAUAGUAUGGAGCAUGCAUCUCCUCGGUAUGCCAGUGAGCCUCCACCUAUGACCGGUCAGACCGUCUAUACAGAUGUGAAUGGUCGCCCUUUGGAUCCCCAGCAGCAGGCUGCUACCUGUCUGGUAGUAGAUCCUUCCAGUCAAGGUAUGAUUAUGAGGCAAGAGACCGCCUCACCCUACACCAUUCAACAGCAGCAAUUACAGCAGCAACAACAAGUACAGCAGCAACAAUUACAACAGCAACAACUUCAACAGCAACAGAUACAACAGCAGCAGUUACAGCAACAGCAACUUCAGCAACAACAAAUACAGCAGCAACAACUUCAACACCAACAAUUACAACAGCAACAGCUUCAACAACAGCAGUUACAGCAACAGCAACUUCAGCAAGAACAGUUGCAUCUGCAACAGCCCCUGCCACCUCCACCUACAAUGCCUUCCUCUGACCCGAACCUUUCUAUGAUGCCUCCACUUGCCGCUCCACCUGCCACAGUGCAGACCGCAGCAGUUGCUCCAAUUGCACCUGCUCUUGCACAGGUGACCCAAUCUUCAGUUCCUCCUCUACCAGUCACUCCACUUCCUGCUCCUCUUGCCCCACGGACGCCUUUGCUUUUGGACCCCAAGAAGACAGUUGACCCUGAGUUCCUUGCCCUGCUGCGAAAUGAGGGCCUCUCCGAGAGCACCAUCUCCUCACUUAUCCAGCAGGGAUUUGACUCCACAAGUAUGCUGGCUGUUAUGGAGGAGAAUGAUGUCCGCACCGUCGCCGCCAACCUCGGCCAGGCUCGCGUACUAUCUCGCUUGGUCCACAACUGCAAGCGGCCCGCUGAAGCUCCGCCAGCCCCCCUCCAACCUCAGGCACCCAUGAGAGGCCGCUCCAAUAGCUUUAGCCAUCGCUCAGACAUCUACCAGCACCAGCAGCCUCAUCAUUCAAUGCACCCCUCACAGACUUUGACCGUGGAUGCCCAAAUGAUGCACCCACAGACCCCUGGGGCCAUGCAGACCAUCUCCCCAAGGAUGGGAGACGUAAUGGGGAGGAGGCCCAACAGUGCCCCCUCUCAGCACCUCAUGGAAGCGUCUGGAGGCUACCCAGGCCAACCACCUCGCUCCCCAGGGUCAUACACUGGAGCACUUAUGCCUGUUCAAUCAAGACCCAUGUCAGCCUACUCUUCUGGGAUGCCCAUGCAUGGUAUGCAGAUAAUGCCACAUCAAAUGACUGGGUCAAUGCCUGCCAUACAUGGGUCUAUGCACUCCAUGUCAGGUAUGCCACAGCAGAUGCCUGUGUCCCUGCCAGCUUUAACACAGCCACCACAACAGGUCCCUAAAGCAUACUCAACCAAUUACACAGUACCCAUGGAGCUGAUGAAGAGGGACAGGAACCUACUGCCAUUGUCACCCAUGCACAGCCCUCACCCCAGUCCUCAAAUGAUGCGUAAGGGUGGGGGACCUGCACCGGACAAUGUCCUCGUCCCUAUGGGACCACCGGGCCAAAGUGCCCUGGCUGUUAACCAGAAACUAAGUCGACGCACGGGUCCACCAGUCAUCGUGUCCACUAUGGUGUCACCAGAUACAAGUAUUCGGCCCCAGAUUAUGAAUGGGCCUAUGCACCCGCGCCCCCUGGUGGCGCUGCUGGAUGGGCGCGACUGCACGGUGGAGAUGCCCAUCCUCAAAGAUCUGGCCACAGUGGCUUUCUGUGACGCCCAGUCCACACAGGAGAUACAUGAAAAGGUGCUGAACGAGGCGGUAGGGGCCAUGAUGUACCACACCAUCACCCUGACCAGAGAGGACUUGGAGAAGUUCAAGGCGCUGCGCAUCGUCAUCCGCAUCGGCAGCGGCUACGACAACAUCGACAUCAAGGCUGCCGGGGAGCUCGGCAUCGCGGUGUGUAAUAUUCCGUCAGCGGCUGUAGAGGAGACGGCCGACUCGACACUCUGUCACAUCCUCAACCUGUAUCGGCGAAACACCUGGUUGUACCAGGCUCUCCGGGAGGGCACGCGGGUCCAGAGCGUGGAGCAGAUUCGGGAGGUGGCGUCGGGGGCCGCCAGGAUCCGAGGAGAGACGCUCGGCCUCAUCGGAUUCGGGCGCUCGGGCCAGGCGGUGGCGAUGCGGGCCAAGGCGUUCGGCUUUAACGUGAUCUUCUACGACCCCUACCUCCAGGACGGCUUGGAGCGCUCUCUGGGCGUCCAGCGCGUCUACACCCUGCAGGACCUGCUCUACCAGAGCGACUGCGUCUCCCUGCACUGCAACCUGAACGAACACAACCACCACCUCAUCAACGACUUCACCAUCAAACAGAUGCGUCAAGGAGCUUUCCUGGUCAACUCGGCACGGGGAGGUCUGGUGGAUGAGAAAGCUUUGGCUCAGGCCCUGAAGGAGGGCAGGAUACGGGGAGCUGCCCUGGACGUCCACGAGUCGGAGCCUUUCAGUUUUUCUCAAGGUCCACUGAAAGACGCCCCCAACUUGAUCUGCACGCCCCACACCGCCUGGUACAGCGAGCAGGCGUCACUGGAGAUGAGAGAGGCCGCCGCCACAGAAAUCCGCAGAGCCAUCACUGGCCGCAUUCCUGACAGCCUCCGAAACUGCAUCAACAAGGAGUUCUUUGUGACCUCUGCCCCGUGGGGAAUGAUGGAGCAGCAGCAGCAGCAGCAGCAGCAGCAGCAGCAGCAGCAGCAGCAGCAGCCUCAAGUUCACCCCGAGAUGAAUGGCGCCGCCUACAGGUUCCCUCCUGGUGUGGUGGGCGUCGCCCCCGGCGGGAUUUCCGGACCUAUGGAGGGGUUGGUGCCCGGGGGAGUGCCCAUCGCCCACACCCUGCCCCCCGGUAUCCAUCCGUCACAGGCCACCUCCCCCAACCAACCCUCCAAACACGGUGACCACAUGAGAGAGCACAUGACUGAGCCGUAGGCCUGCUGAUGUAACAGAGCAGGCGGCUGAAACCCACGUAAACACACACACAGAACAACAGCAUUUCAACCAUCCAAAUGUACGCUCGACUUCAGCCAUCUGAACCGACCAGCCGGGCAGCGUUUCACACGUUUCCUUUUUUUUGUAUGAAACCUCUACGCCCCCCCCCACACUCCCCCCCACCCCCCAGUGAGGACAGUGGAUGUUAUGACACACAUGAGCUGCCACACUGAAGAUGAGACUGACCAUCGAACUGAUGCGCCGAAGAUCUGAAACCUUUUUUCCUCCCGCAUAUCUUUUUUUUGUUCUACGUUGAUUCCAGUGAUUCUGUUUUUAAUCUUUAUUUUGGAGUAUAUCUUAAUGGGAGAUUCCUCCUGACUUCUGGUGACAUGUUGACAUUUCCACGUGCAGGACGGAAAUCUUGACCCACGCUCCUCGGUUGAAAGGAAGAGCUUGAAGGGACAGUGACUUCAUAAACAAUCCGUCGAGCCGCUGUUUCCCCCCCAUCUCCCGCGUUGAUUACGCCCAAACAUGUGUUACUAUUUUUUACUUUCCUCUGUUUCUCCUAUAUUCUGUGUUUCUGUUGCAAGUGAAUAUGUGUUGCUCUUUUCUUCAGUGGGUGAAAAUGAAUGGAUUUAAAGUUAUACAGAUGUUUAGCAGAUAAACAAACAUCAGCUGAUGAACAAACAAACAGCAGCGUCUGCCCCGUCUCCUUCAGAAAACCUGGACUCCAUCAUUUCUCAUUUCUACUCGUCGUGGUUGGUGGCCCCUGAAUGUAGAGACGAGAUGCAGAGCAGUAGAUCCGCUUUCCACUUCCAGGAAGGGUAUUUCGGCUUGUGAGGUCAAAUAAAUUACACUUUUAAACCAAAAAAAAGACACUGGGUUAGAUACAAUAAAGUGUGUCGCAUCAAUUAAAUAUUGCUGUUGUAAUUUUUCCAACUCCGCUGAACUGAGGUGCCUCCUGUAUUUGGUUAUUGUCAUGAACCGUGUCCCGACAUGUUACCUAUUACACAGCACAUCGCAGCCACCGGCUCGCGAGUUAGGAAAAAGAAAAAAACAGUAAAUCUUCUUAGUGACUCAGGAAAAAAAUGAUUAGCCUUCAAAUACGUCCAAAUCUAAACCGAAAGAGGAAAAACUGGAUUAUUGCUUUUCGCGUCCCCACGUCUGUCUCCAUUGUGAUAUUCUUUUAUAUAUCAAAUGUAGUUUUUUUUUUUUUUUUUUUUUGGGAUGUUCAAGGUUUUCAGUCCUGUCCGAUUUGUAUUGCCUUGGUAAAUGUUCUUAUAAUCAUAGUCUUAUGUGAACGACCCCACCCUCUCCUCUUUAUCAUUUUCUUCCGCUUUGUUUUCCUGCUCUAAUUAAAACCAGCUGUGGCUCUGAGAGGCAUCGGGCCCUCUGAGAGCCACAGCUUCCUCCCUUUAGCCCAAUGAAGUUAGCAGGAGACAGCUGCUAGCAGAUUGUUGGUUUUUAGUGUGAGUGUUUGUAUUCGUUUCUUGUACAAGGUGAACAUAUAGCAUACAGUGCAGCUGGAAACAAUAAAUAAAACUUACUGUUCUGAUUGAUGAUUGGCUCUGUGGAACAUUUGUGGGAUGUUUUUUUUUGUUUUGUUUUUUACAGUUAUUUAAAAGAUACUUAGAAAUCCUCCACAAAAGGGUUUUUCAAAGUCUGACGCUGUCAAUGUCAGUUAUGUCAAAAAAAAAAUAUUUAUUGUGCAACAGACAUAAAAAGAAGUUCAUAAUAAUGGAUUUUGUCACUCCUAUUAUUCUUUCUUACUUCUAUUUGGUAGAUAAUCAUGCUCUAACCAUAAUUCUUGUCAACAGAAAGUGUUAUUUCUUAAUUUUGCAUUCCGUAAGUCAUGCUGAGUUACUUGAGCAAGUUUUUUUCUUUUUUUGCCUAUAAUUGUUAACAGUUUGGCAAAUUGGCAUCAUUAAAAGUACGAUGAUUAGCUAUUAGCAGUUCCUGUUUGCAAUGUACCCAUUAAUAUACAGACAACCAUCACUGGAUAACUUUGAUACUGUAGAAUCAAAUAAACGUGCCGAUUCUGAAA